AUUUUAACCUGUCAGUUCAAAGAGCACACGGAGUGAAAGCAACGUUAUAAAACCUAAGAGAAGAAAAAAGUCUGCAGUCACACCUUGGAAGAUUCCUGUAGAUAUGAGUCAUCGCUCCCGAGCCUCCAAGGUGCGACAGCAUGUCCACUGUGAGUCCUGCUACAGCCGCCGCUGCAGAGCUCGGGUGGAGGUCUCUGUGAGCUGCUCCAUCACCUCCUGCCGCCUGCACUGUGGAGCUCUCUUCCACCUGUGCAAAGAGGAGGAUCACCUGCUGCUCUGCCCUAACGUGAGGGUGCCAUGUCUCAACGCUGGCUACGGCUGCCCGGUCCAGAUGCCCCGGUCCUCACAGGCCGGUCACCUCAAGGUGUGCCCGGCCAGCGUGGUGUGCUGCAGCAUGGACUGGCUCCGCUGGCCAACUGAUGAGACACACCCACACAGCAACAUCGCCCUGCAGGAGAAGGUGCUGAAGGAAAAUGACGGGCAGGAGAAGGCUCUGGAUUUAGCCAUGGCCCUGGUGGAUCAGUCAGACCUUUUCGGUCGCCUGAAAAUGAGGCCCCUCUAUCCAGAGCUGAUGGACAAAGAAGAAGAAGCAGAGGAAGAGAAAAAAAAGGAAGAGGAGAAGAAAGAGGAGAUAGCAGUGGGAGGUUUUGUCAGUGAUAUCCCCAACAAUGGUGCCAAUGAAGACCUCGUCACGUCGAUCUCGGCAGAGAACAGUUCUUGCACGAAUCAUGCUGAAGAGACCGUUCAGCCCAACGUCAGCCAGAAGGCCGUCAUCGAUAAAGACAAGUACAACCUGUUUGAGAUGAUGUUCGGCAUGGAGCGAGGAGCCUGCGAGGUCGCUCAGCAAAACCUGAACCAACCCAAACAAAACGAGAAAGCCGGUGAGAAGGUUGGCAGAGAUUCAAAGGAGAUGGAAACAAAUGCAGCAGAAGAUGGUGAACACUGUCCUCAACCGGACACAAGUAAGACAGGACAUGCACCGUGGCAGGAGGGAGUGUUGGGCCGUCUGAGAGAGGAUCUCACCCCACAGGAGUACAACAUGUAUAUAGUGCACCACGGGCGUAUGCUGGUCUCCUUUGGACAAAUAGCUGCCUGUACACCAAGAGAGAAAGACUUUGUCUAUGGCAGCCUGGAGCCUAUUCCUGUCCAGACCCUACGCUCUUUCAAGAUCCCUGACAGCUAUCACUACAGGCAGCGGGCUCAUCUGUACGACACAACGGUGCGGGCUCAGAGUGAAACUCGCUGUGUCGACACAUCAGACCUCGGUGCCAGCGAAGAGGACUGGUUCAGUGAUGAAGCCACCACCACACUGCUGGGCUAUGCUGAGGAGGAGGUCAUGGGUCACAAGAUCAGUGAAUCAAAGGCAAUCGACGGCCUCUACAUUGACAUCGGAACGCAGACGCACGCGUUCCACUCGGCGCCGUUCAAAAGGAAGACGACCCUGGCGGAGGUGACGGUGGACAAACCUGUGAAGCUGCACCUACAGCUGCAGGCGGAGAGUGUGAACAGCAGACACAGCAGAGCCACCUGUGUCUUCACCUUCCUGUGUGGUCACACCUUCCACCGCAGGGAGUUUGCCACACACUUCAGGAACGUCCACAGUGAAAUCCAGACGUGUCUGAGUGGAUGGUUCGAGCAGAGAUGCCCACUUGCAUAUCUGGGUUGCACCUACAGCCAGAGGAGGUUCCAGCCGUCCACACAUGACGCCACCGUCACCUACGAUCAGCAGCUGAGGAGUUUCAACUUGCGUCCAACCCUUGUCACCUCGUCAGGUAACGACUCACAGGCACGAGGAGGGGAGGACAAACUGAGCUCGCUACCCUAUGAGGUGCUGUGCCACAUGGCCACUUUCCUGGACAGUCUGUCCCUGUCCCAGCUGGCUCUGGUGUCCCGCCUCAUGAGGCAGGUGUGCUCCUCGCUGCUGCAGGACAGAGGGAUGGUCACCCUGCGCUGGGAGAGGAAGACUGAGUCAUGUGGAGGAGCCAAGUGGAGGGCCAAACCUGUGUGGGAGUUCAGUCGACUCUUCUCCUCAGUGGAUUUGUGGCAAAUGGCCGACGUUCCACCCAUAUCUGCUCAUCUCAAAGUCUGUCCUUAUUAUGAGACCCGGGUGCAAAGCGAGCCUGUUCCGCUCCCCAGCAUGAGUGACAAACAGAAAUGCAGCCAAGAGAGAAUGAGUCUCGUCAACCUUUUUAAAAGUAAACGUUAACAGUAGUAAAUUGACUUUAAAUGAUUUAUUAUGUGUAAGUGUUAUAUAACAUUGUAGGUAAUGUAACAAAUAUGAAGAUGUUAUGAAAACUGCACAUAGGGUCUGCAUUAACUUUUACA
Molecule: messenger RNA, 2325 nt
Organism: Solea solea (common sole)
Lineage: Eukaryota; Metazoa; Chordata; Actinopteri; Pleuronectiformes; Soleidae
Product: F-box only protein 40-like
Exons: 9
Coding region: 104-2206 (700 amino acids)
Cellular component (GO): cytoplasm
Molecular function (GO): ubiquitin protein ligase activity; zinc ion binding; protein binding
Source: RefSeq, a predicted model, not a curated record